GGCUCAUGAAAUCUUCAUUUUGACAACAUUAUCGGCAACCAAAUCCAUUUUCUUUCAUUCUCCCUCUCAAACUUGUUCUUUAAAUCCCAGUGGUGCAAUUCAAUUACCCACAUUGACAAGCUUCUCCUGACUAUUUCAAUAAAAAAACACAAUGGCAGUGAAACUUAAAUCCUCCUACGUAGUCAAGCCAGCUGAGCCUACAAGAGCUCAUCGACUACCCCUCUCGGUAUGGGAUCAAGUUGGUACAAUAACCCACGUACCCACAAUCUACUUCUACCAAAAACCCUCCCAACAAUGGCUCACAAAUUCUGACACCAUCAUCAACACCUUGAAAGAGUCACUUAGCCGUGUAUUGGUUCCAUUCUAUCCACUAGCAGGCCGUCUGUACUGGAUCGGCCGCGGCCGGCUCGAGCUCGAAUGCAAUGAUGCAGGGGUUGUGCUCAUUGAGGCCGAGUCAAGUUCAAAACUGUCUGAUUUUGAUGAUUUUUCACCUACUCAUCCUGAAUACCAAUACCUUAUUCCAAAUGUAGACUAUUCUCUUCCAAUUCAUAAACUCCCGCUUGUGCUAGUUCAACUCACUAAGUUCAAAUGUGGUGGGUUUAGCAUCAGCCCAACAAUCUCUCAUGCAGCCGCUGAUGGGCCGAGCGCGCUUCACUUCAUCUCUGAAUGGGCCAGAAAUGCGCGUGGUGAACCGUUAAAUACGGUGCCGAUUCAUGACAGGAAAAUAUUGCGAGCUGGGGAUUAUUCUCCACCGUUCGAUCACAAGGAAUUCGAAAAUCCGCCGUUGAUUAUAGGACAAUUAGACAGCAGAGAAGAACGGAAGAAAAAGACCACUGUGGCCAUGCUCAAAAUAAGCAAAACCCAAGUGGAGAAACUAAAGAGCGCAGCCAAUGAGGGUAUAACAGACAUUACAACCCGGCCGUACAGUCAGUACGAGACCAUGGCCGGCUACACGUGGAAAUGCGCGUCCAGGGCUCGUGACCAUGAACCCAAUCAAGCAACUGGGUUGGGUAUGUCCGUUGAUUCGCGUUGGCGGAUGAACCCACCAUUGCCACGGGGCUUCUUCGGCAACGCGACUCUCGAUGUCGUCGCGAUGAGUCGUUCCGGCGAGCUGCUGGAGAAACCAUUGGGAUUCGCUUGCAAGAAAAUAAGGGAAUCGAUUGAGAAGGUGACAGAUGAUUAUGUGAAAUCUGCAAUGGGGUAUUUGAAGAACCAAGAGGACUUGACCAAGUUUCAAGAUCUUCAUGAGUUGGGUGGCACUGAAGGGCCUUUUUACGGCAACCCUAAUCUUGGCGUGAUCAGCUGGCUCACGCUUCCCUUCUACGGUCUUGAUUUCGGGUGGGGGAAAGAAAUCUAUAUGGGUCCAGGGACUCAUGAUUUUGAUGGUGAUUCGCUGCUUCUACAGAGUCCAGAUGGCGAUGGAUCGCUGAUUCUUGCAAUUUGUCUGCAGGUAGGUCAUAUGGAUGCCUUUAAGAAGUACUUUUAUGAAGGUAUUGCUGGCUAAAUUAAGCAAGUUAUCUACACCAGGAGAUAAAAAUAGUAGAAGGUAAUAAGAUUAUAAGAAUAUAAGGGUUUCCUUUCAAAAACAAGAAGAAUAUAAGGGUUAAAAAGGGUAUUCAAGGUUAUAGGGUUUUGUCCUUAUUAAGUUAGAAUUUCGUUAAAAUGUUAUAUGUUUCGUAAGACAUAUAAUGUGAUAUAUAUAUAUAUGUACCUUUUAUGAAAAAAUAAUGAGAUGUCUUGUCUUUACCAUUUUUAAAUAAA
Tripterygium wilfordii is the source of this 1761-nucleotide messenger RNA. Its product is annotated as spermidine hydroxycinnamoyl transferase. The record is from RefSeq and is a predicted model, not a curated record. Lineage: Eukaryota; Viridiplantae; Streptophyta; Magnoliopsida; Celastrales; Celastraceae. The coding region runs from base 152 to 1504 and encodes 450 amino acids. The transcript has a single exon. Gene Ontology annotation, molecular function: acyltransferase activity, transferring groups other than amino-acyl groups.